Messenger RNA from Lucilia cuprina (Australian sheep blowfly), 956 nucleotides. RefSeq names its product heat shock protein 27-like. The coding region runs from base 196 to 807 and encodes 203 amino acids. Gene Ontology annotation, biological process: protein refolding; response to heat. The transcript has a single exon. Gene Ontology annotation, molecular function: protein folding chaperone. The record is from RefSeq and is a predicted model, not a curated record. Lineage: Eukaryota; Metazoa; Arthropoda; Insecta; Diptera; Calliphoridae.
CUCUCUUCAGUUUUUAUUGAAACGCUAAACAAGACGCAAUUCUGCAAGCAAAAGAAAAACCAACUGUAAAUUUUUAAAUAAACAAACAACGGUAUUAAAAGAAAAAAAAUAAAACUUGUGAAAAAAGAAUUUUAAAUUGAAAAAGUUAAACAAAAGUAUUAAAAACCAGAAAAUCUCAAACAAAAACUAAGCAAAAUGUCUUUGGUACCACUACUAAGAGAAUUCGAUGCCCUCAAUGAUGUGGAACAAUUGUUGGAAGAUUCUUUUGGACUCGGAAUACAUCCCAUAGACAUCUUCCGUCCCUAUGAACGUCCAUUGGUAUUGCGUCAUCCCAGACGUCGUUAUAAUCCCUACAUUGUAGCAAAAUUCCAACGUCCCGGUCGUGGUAAAUUAGAUGAAUUACAAAAGUCAGAACUACAAGUUCCACAUGUUGGCAAAGAUGGUUUCCAAGUGUGCAUGGAUGUAUCACAAUUCACACCCAAUGAAUUGACUGUCAAAACUGUGGAUCGCACCGUGGUAGUUGAAGGCAAACAUGAGGAACGUGAAGAUGAACAUGGUUUCAUUCAAAGACAUUUCAUACGCAAAUACACAUUGCCCAAAGGUUAUGAACCAAAGGAUGUGGUUUCUACCAUAUCAUCGGAUGGUGUUCUCACAGUUAAGGCUCCACCACCACCCAGUAAGGCUAAAGGCAAGAACGAACGUAUAGUGGAAAUUCAACAGACUGGUCCGGCUCAUUUGAGUGUUAAACAACCCGAAGAGUCUAAACAUCAGGAGAAUGGUGAAGCUGACAAAAUGGAAACGAAAUAAAAAAUACAUUUUUUUUUUUCUUCAUUGACUUUAAUUUUAAGACUUAAUUUUUGUACCAAUUACUUUUUUAACUUUAAGUAACAACUACUGUGUAGUCCUUUAAGUAAAAAACCUAAAUAAAAACCAACAAUUCCUUCAAAGUAAAUUAA